AUGGUUUCUAGCUCUGACGAUGUUCGUCAAAUGAGUGAGGAAAGAUCAGCACGGAGUCAUCGGGGUCGUAGGACGGUGAGUCGAGGUCUACUUCGCACAAUUCAACAGACAAAAGGCCAAAGCAACCCUCCUUCGGUAUCCGGUGAGGCCAAUCUACAAAUCCCUUCGACCCUUCUUCUCAAACGAAAUGAAGGAUACGCCAGUAUCAACCUUGAAGUUCUCUUCUACUUAGUGCUUCAAAUGGCAAGACUCACCGAUGCUGCAGAAUACGAUGCCGGAAAUCAAGCGAAGACGUUCUCACUAAGUCAAGUCUGCUCGAAGAAACCAGUACGACUUUGGGGGCCUGGCAUCCACGAAGCUGAGGGGACGGAUAGGCACAAUGGUUACGGCCAAAAUGAAAUGCAGCAGGCGACUAGGGAUAGGCGUCAAUAG
This is a messenger RNA of Protopolystoma xenopodis, 432 nucleotides long. The record is from the annotation of a GenBank genome assembly. NCBI's taxonomy places the organism in Eukaryota, Metazoa, Platyhelminthes, Monogenea, Polystomatidea, Polystomatidae.